Messenger RNA from Adineta ricciae, 387 nucleotides. NCBI's taxonomy places the organism in Eukaryota, Metazoa, Rotifera, Eurotatoria, Adinetida, Adinetidae. The record is from the annotation of a GenBank genome assembly.
AUGUACCAACACAUUAUUAAGGAUCGAAAUGUUAAUAAAGCAAAAGCCGACGCGCACACUGUAGAAGACAAGCAAGCAGAGCAAGCAAGCAGAGCAAGCAAGCAAGCAAGCAAGCAAGCAAGCAAGCAAGCAAGCAAGCAAGCAAGCAAGCAAAAAAUGCCUCGUGUUAGUAAAUCUCCAAAAGACCCCAAUGCUCCCAAACGACCAUUAUCAACAUUCUUCUUAUUCUCACAAGAUGAACGACCAAAAAUCAAAAAAGAUAAUCCAUCAUUAUCAGUUGCUGAUAUUGCCAAACUUAUUGGCGAACGGUGGCGUUCAAUAGGUGAAGAUAAAAAACGUCAUUACGAAGAAAAAGCUCGACCAGAAAAAGAACGAGAUGAGAGNUGA